Messenger RNA from Pieris rapae (cabbage white), 1746 nucleotides. RefSeq names its product lipase 3-like. The transcript has a single exon. Gene Ontology annotation, biological process: lipid metabolic process. The record is from RefSeq and is a predicted model, not a curated record. Bases 40 to 1284 code for a protein of 414 amino acids. Gene Ontology annotation, molecular function: hydrolase activity, acting on ester bonds. NCBI's taxonomy places the organism in Eukaryota, Metazoa, Arthropoda, Insecta, Lepidoptera, Pieridae.
UUUAACUGUGAUAAGAAUAAAAUAAUAAAUAAGUAUGAAAUGAUGUUAUCAAUUGUGCUAUACAGUGUGAUUAUUGGUGUAUCUUCGGUUGGUGCUUCCGGUCCCAAAAAGCUUUUAACAUAUUCACUAGUAGAUAACCGCCCUUUAAAGAAGGCUCUUGGAUAUGAUGAAGAUGUCUACUUUAAUUUUACUGAGCUGACGUCAAAAUACGGAUAUACAACAGAGGAUCACGUAGUUACAACUGAAGAUGACUAUUUAUUAAAUAUAUUUCGGAUACCCUCAAAAUGUGAUAACACCAAAGGUUAUCCCGUCAUUCUAAUGCACGGACUUUUUGACAGCUCGGAUGCUUGGAUACUAGCAGGGCCCAAAGUUGGUUUAGGAUAUAUUCUUGCCGAUAACUGCUACGAUGUAUGGGCAGCAAACGGUAGAGGUAACACAUAUUCAAGAAACCAUACAUCGCUGAACCCCGAUGAAGAUCCUGAAUACUGGAAUUUUUCUUUCGAUGAAACUGGAAACUAUGAUCUUCCAGCAAUCAUUGACUACGUCAUACAAACAGCUGGGAAGCCUAAGGUUUACUACGUGGGCCACUCUCAAGGUACCACAGAUUAUUUUAUAAUGGGUUCGUUAAGACCGGAGUAUAAUACAAAAGUUCAGCUAUCUGUCAAUUUGGCACCUAUAGCUUUUAUGAAAUAUAUUAAAAGCCCCAUACCCAAAAUGCUAGCACAACAGACCGCAAUUUUCAAAAAAUUUCUUGAUGACUUAGGCUUUGGAGAAAUUUUUGCUAAGCAACAAAUCCUGCAUCACCUAGUUGAAAAGUUUUGUCAAUUAGCCCCUGAACCGAUAUGUGGAACGGGAUUGGCUCUGACGACUGGUUAUAAGCGUGAUAGUAUAUCGGAAAGAACGUUAUCCAUCGCAUUUGGGCACUUACUGGUUGGCAUUUCAAGUAAAACUUUCGCACAUUUCGGACAACUAAUUGUUUCCAAGAAAUUCCAGCGGUAUGACGAGGGCAAAGAAGGAAAUUUACAAAGAUAUGGAACAGAACGUCCUCCGGAUUACAAUAUAAGCCUCAUCAACUCGCCCGUACUUCUUAUCUGCGGUACAAAUGAUUGGGUUUCAUCCUUAGAAGACGUUAACGAGCUUAGUUCAAAACUGCCGAACAUGGUGGAAGAAUAUAUUGUACCGGAUCCAACAUGGAGUCACAACAAUCAUUUGUGGGGUAUAAAUGCUCCCAAAUAUGUUUUCGAUAAGAUACUAAGUUACUUUAGAGUUUAUGACGUUAAAUAAGAAUAUUAAAUCCUAUUGAGGUCAUGCAAUAAAGUCAACUUUUUUUUUAUAGAACAGGGGGCAAACGGGCAGGAGGCUCACCUGAUGUUAAGUGAUAUCUUUAACUUUAAGAUAUUUUAGGAGAAUAUAUGUGAUCUACCUCAAUGUCGAAUACUUAACCUUAAGUUAUUAUGUAAGAACGCCAAAGAUCAUGAACAAAAUGCUAAUUUAAUUAUUGUUUUUCUUAUUCAAGGUGGUUAAACAAUUAAAACUGUCCUAGCGGAAAAACUAUUUUUUUACACAGACUAUAACAUGAAAAUGAAGAUAGUACUUUGUCGAGAGAAUGAUUUCACAAUAAAAGGAUUCUUCCACUAGAUAAAUGGGAUAGCAUCCUCUAUGUGUCACAUGAGGUUUUUAAUUGCAUUAAAGUUUAGCUUAAUCGUCUUUAUAUUAUAGUAUUAGGGCUUAAUUACAAACCUUAGU